This is a messenger RNA of Trypanosoma grayi, 2310 nucleotides long. RefSeq lists its product as hypothetical. The record is from RefSeq and is a predicted model, not a curated record. The transcript has a single exon. Gene Ontology annotation, biological process: poly(A)+ mRNA export from nucleus; transcription elongation by RNA polymerase II; post-transcriptional tethering of RNA polymerase II gene DNA at nuclear periphery. Gene Ontology annotation, molecular function: RNA binding; double-stranded DNA binding. Gene Ontology annotation, cellular component: transcription export complex 2. Bases 1 to 2310 code for a protein of 769 amino acids. Lineage: Eukaryota; Euglenozoa; Kinetoplastea; Trypanosomatida; Trypanosomatidae.
AUGUCCGUGUUUAAUGCUCUACCGCAAACACUCUCAGGUGCCGUGCCGCCCGGGUCGUUUGGCAGCGUCUUCUCCACACCAGCGGACCCAACGCCGCCGCCGCCGCCGCCGCCGCAGCAGCAGCAGCAGCAGCAUCAACAACAGCACCAAUCCCAGCCGCCAGGCUUCCCAUCGCACUCCCCUGUGCUUGCGUCACGAAACACCGCAACUGUGUUCCGAUCAUCACGGUCAAAUGCCCCUGGCGGCCCACCUCCUUACCCUCGCAACGCAAGCCCGCCCGUGUUUUUCGGCGCCUCAAGCACACCUACCGUGAAACUGCCUGCUGAAGGAGUGCCAGCAGCAGUAGCUGGGCUGCCGACAGGCCACACAACAUCCGCAUUCAACGCGCCGGUGUUUGGUACGGCCGCAGCAUUCACUUCUGCUGCUCCGUUGAGCAUGGCGACUGUACCGUUUUCAAGUGGUGGUGCUGUGGCUCCAUCGAACAACAACGCUGUGAAGGCCGCGGUGUCUUCUGCGUUUGCUCCAUCUGUCUUCCAGCGUGCCAGCCACAGCAGCACUGCUCCUGCCAGUGCAGUUCCCACCCCCACGGAUCCCCGAUCCUCGGCAUUUGGCGCACCAAAAGGCAAAAGUACGUGGGACGGAACAACAGCAACAACAACAGCAGCAGCAGUUUUUUCGUCGCCGAAAGAAAGAUUUUCGCCUUCUCCUUCCGUCUUCCCCGCUCAGGCACAAAGCACACCUCCAUUCAAUCCAAUGGCAGCUGGUGCAAAGCGUGGGCGAGGCGGUGCGGUGGUGGGUGGAAGAGGCUCAGGGCGUGGUGACGCACAGCCGUCCUCUGCUCAUGGGGUGCGUGAGUCAAGACCCACGCCACAGGCGCAGUUGCCAGCAUCAACUACGUCAUUUUCUCCUGCUAGAGGCGGCAAGACCCAGCAGAAUCGCGCCCCACAGCAGAAACAGCAGCAGUCUGCCGUUGUUGACGCAAAGAAUCAGCUUCUUGCCACACGCGUGUUCACCAGCUUCAUGUGUAAAAUCAUGAGCGAAAAGGAGGCACAACGCGAGGAGGCGGCAGAGCUCCUUGAGAGUGCCUUCUUUGGUGUGGUCGGCAGUCACGGUAGCGGCGAGUUCGCCACAGUGCUGCAGCAGAUGCUCGGCGCGUGGCUUGCGCUGAAAGGACAGCAGCAGACGACAGUAAAAGGAGAGUACUGGGUCGCGCUCUUUGCGAUUGGCUGCCACUUAAACCUUGUUUCAAGCAUCAUUUCCGCUGGGGAGGCAGAUCGGCACUCAACAAGCGGCGCGCAGCGUGCCAUUGUGUUAGACAACAAAUGGAGCGUAUUGGCGGACAGCUGCACGUACGCAAAUCUAUUGUGUGAUAUAUGUCUUCAGUUGUUUUCAAAUCAGAGUGAGAAUCAUGCGCCGUACGGUGUCCUACCUCUCACUCUGCGCCGUGCGCGGGAGACAUUUGAGCUCGCCAAUGACGAGGGCAUUUCAAGUGUCCUCCCCAACGUAAAGACUGUGCUCCUUAAGCUUAAUCGCCACGUGCGUAUGCCGGCCCUUCAACACGCACCGCACUCGGAGGUCGAGCGGCAGCGAGCGGCUGCAUUUGCGUGUGUGUUGGGCGAGAUGAUGUUGCAUUGCUGUGCUCCUGCCAACUGCGAACAGUUUAUUCAAUCCUUUCAUGAGCACUGCAGUGACAUGGUGGGGAUUCGCUGCACAUUGUACCACCACUACGCCCACAACCUCCUAGUGGAGUCCCUCUCGGAUGCCGUUAUCUAUCAGGCGAUGAAGUUGUUGGCUCAUGCGUUUGUUAUUGUACCUGAUGAUGCUAUAGAGAACAGGCGACUUCUCUUCGUGAAGCUUACGGCGUGCGGGUUGGCGCUGGGGAAGAUGCCCUCGCCAGCGGAACAGGAGGCGUACAACGUGACGGAGUUGGAGGAUCUGAUCCUCGCAGUUCGCAGCUGUAACUUGCAUCUCUUCAACGUUGCGCAUCGCAACAACUCAGAGUGGUACGUGCGGUGUGGUAUUCACAAUGUGCUGCAGGUGGUCGGCAAACGCAUUGCAUUGCUGAUGGUUGUGAAGUAUUACAUCAGCCAUCCCUCUAACCGGCUCUCGGUGCAGGAUAUGAUCGACUACUACCACAUGCCCCUCAGCCUCCAAGAGGCUUGCCAUGUGUGGUUGCUACCGCUCCUAGUAGAGAAGCGCAUCAAUGGUGUAAUGGAGAGUGGUGUGCUUGUGCUCAGCGGUGCGAACCCGUUUGACGACUACAGCAAAGAGGCCCUGACCGCCUUUGGAGCCACUGAGAAUGAUGAAUGA